GUGAUGUGUAUGUAUUCAUUACCUCACGUAAGCGAUGCUGAUCAAUGCCCAAACAGAUAAACAACAUGCAUUUGAUUCUAGUUGUUGUGCGGUGGCCUGUAGUUUGUGCGUUGGUUGCCUGUAGUUUGUGCGUUGGUUGCCCGUAGUUUGUGUGUUGGUUGCCCGUAGUUUGUGCAUUGGUUGCCCGUAGUUUGUGCGCUGGUUGCCUGUAGUUUGUUUAUUCAUGCAGAACAACAACAGGCCGGAACACAUGGAGAAAACAAACAGCUUUUCCAUUCGACUAUUUUAGAUCAUCGAGCAUCAUUUCUGAACAGGCCCUUGUAGCCGGUGUGUCGCAGGGAGUUCAUUUGAUUGAGUUGAUAAAACAGCGAAAAGGACGCUGGGUUCAGCGUCAUCCAGUGAUGAGACAGGGCAGGGCAGAGAGGAGACUGCAGCAGAGCGCAGUGACCGCCUUCGGCCACUGGGGGAUGAUCGCACUCCGUCUGCGCUGCGGUGCAUCCAGAUCUUUAGUCUGCCGAGGGUCUUCAUCACGCACAAUAGAAGAAAAGGAAGGGUGUGUGUGCGUAUAGGUAGGGCCAGACAUAUGUGUGAUGCUCCGACCCACCGCGGGCUAUUCCAUAAGCGGGGAUAAACUUUUAUCCAUCCUUUUGUUUUCCUGGGCGGAGCGGUCGAUGGCAUCUCGCUGCACACCUGCCCGCUCGGAGGGAUCGAUGCAGCGGUGCAUGUGUCUGCGGUAAGGGGGAAGAGAUCCUGUUGAAUCGAGAGGAGAGAGGACGUCGAGACGCCGCCAAAAGUGUCAUCGUGGAGUGCGUCAGAGCACGGAUGUGGAGUUGAUAUGUUAGCCGGCUGCCUGCGACGAGGGAUUUUAAUAUUCCCAAAACAAGACGUACAUUUGGGCAAAGCGAAGAGCUGCAUCCUCCCCUACCUCCAGCUCAUCUUCGUAGGGGGCUGAGAGCCUCCUCGGCCCUGUAACCAGCUUUAAUCGGAGGAGGAAUAAAGUCCUUCCGAAUCCCUGGAGGUGAAGAUAACAGAUCGGAUUUUCUCCACCCCUAAAAUGGCAUCCAGGACUCCGGAGCCGCCACACAAAACCUGAGAACGGCUCUGAGAACGGCUCUGAGAACGGCUCUGAGCUCAGCGUCUGACUGAACCACCUGAUGGGAACCGGAGGCUGAGCAGCCUUCUCACUGACGGCCUGUUGAUCCGACCAGUUAGGGACUAGGAGGAUAAAGGGCGUCCCCCCCCCCCCCAGUAUAACACCUGACGGAGCUGGACGACACCACCCACCCUGCUGAGUGAUGCUCGUGACGUCAUAGACCUCGAGGCCUGGACCCUACUUAUCAUACGGUCUCGUGUCAUGUUCCAGAUACCAUGGACCUUGCCCCUCAGCGUCCCCUCCACUGAACCAUCAGCCCGGUGAGGUCGACUCCCCGGGGCGUUGAUGUCUGACGCGCCCCGCGUGCGUCCCGCUCAGCCUCAACUCUCCCCCCGGUUCCUCCUCCGUCGCGCGCAAGCCACUUUCUCCCGCUGAGCGCGCGGACCCCCCACGGGGCAGCAUGGAGUUCGCCAUGAUCAGCGCGGACAACGGCUGCAACAGUCGCCUGCCAUACGGGUACGCGCAGCAGUCGCGCGCCCGGGAGAGGGCGCGCGAGGUGGAGCGCCAGUCGCGCGCGGCGGCAGCGGCGGCGGCGGAGGGUGACGCCGUUGGGGAGGGAGGGGGAGGCGGGGGUGGAGGGGGGGGUCACCCGUCUCACGCCGCCUCCUCCUCGUCCAACGCCAACAACAGCAGCGGCGGCGGCCCCGCCUCGCGCCACGCCCCCUCAUGCGCUUCGCCCCCCCAGCAGCGGCACGAGCAGCACGCGCUCAGAGCGCGGAAGAGGCGACGCGGCGGUGGCGCGGGACGCUGGAGGAGGAACCGCGCGAGCCUCGGAGGGGACCUGCGCCACUCGGAGCUCGCGUUGCUGGGGUCCGGGGACGACGGCAUGAUAGAGGAGGAGGAGGGCGAGGGGGAGGAGGAGGAGGAGGAGGAGGAGGAGGAGGAGGAGGAGGAGGAGGAGGAGGACCACAGGGGGGGCAGCACGAGGGCGAGUCUCCUGCGCGCCAUGGAGGAGGAUGGAGAGGAGACGGAUCGCCGGCCGCAGUCCGGCUACGAGCCCGCAUACGGCGACGGCUACGGCUGCUGUGAGCGUGUGGUGAUCAACGUGUCAGGGCUGAGGUUCGAGACCCAGAUGAAGACGCUGCUCCGGUUCCCGGACACCCUGCUUGGCGACGCGGAGCGCCGCGUGCGCUACUUCGACCCGCUGCGCAACGAGUACUUCUUCGACAGGAACCGGCCGAGCUUCGACGCAAUCCUAUACUACUACCAGUCGGGUGGGAGGUUGAAAAGACCCGCCAACGUGCCGUUCGACAUCUUCUCGGAGGAGGUGAAGUUCUACGAACUGGGCGACGAGGCCGUGUUGAAGUUCCGCGAGGACGAGGGCUUCGUGAAGGAGGAGGAGAAGCCUCUCCCGGAGGACGAGUUCAAGCGGCAGAUCUGGCUGCUGUUCGAGUACCCGGAGAGCUCGAGCCCCGCGCGCGGCAUCGCCGUGGUGUCCGUUCUGGUCAUCGUCAUCUCCAUCGUCAUCUUCUGCCUCGAGACGCUGCCCGAGUUCCGGGACGAGAAGGAGUACCUGCAGCCGCGCGGGAACCUGAGCCAUGCGCAGCCGGACAACGGGGGCUUCACGCCGUUCAACGACCCCUUCUUCCUCGUGGAGACCGUCUGCAUCAUCUGGUUCUCCUUCGAGUUCGUGGUGCGUUUCUUCGCGAGCCCCAGCAAGGCGGACUUCUUCAAGAACAUCAUGAACUCCAUCGACGUGGUCUCCAUCCUGCCCUACUUCAUCACGCUGGGCACGGACCUCGCGCAGCAGCACGGGGGCGGCGGCCAGCAGGCCAUGAGCUUCGCCAUCCUCAGGAUCAUCCGCCUGGUGAGGGUGUUCCGCAUCUUCAAGCUCUCCCGCCACUCCAAGGGGCUGCAGAUCCUGGGCCACACGCUGCGCGCUAGCAUGCGCGAGCUGGCGCUGCUCAUCUUCUUCCUGGUGAUCGGCGUCAUCCUCUUCUCGAGCGCCGUGUACUUCGCUGAGGCGGACGAGCCCUCCUCGCAGUUCACCAGCAUCCCCGACGCCUUCUGGUGGGCCGUGGUCACCAUGACGACGGUGGGCUACGGCGACAUGAAGCCCAUCACCGUCGGCGGGAAGAUCGUGGGCUCGCUUUGCGCCAUCGCCGGCGUGCUGACCAUCGCGCUUCCGGUGCCGGUGAUCGUGUCCAACUUCAACUACUUCUACCACCGGGAGACGGACAACCAGGAGGAGCAGCCCCCCGCGGUGGCGGAGAGCCUGCCCCCCGGGUGCCCCUACUGCCCCGACCUGCUGCGGAGGUUCAGGGGCUCUCCGUCCGGCUCCUCGCUGGGCGACAAGGCGGAGUACAUGGAGAUGGAAGAGGGGGUGACGGAGUCGCUGUGCGGGCUGGACAAGAGCCCGAGCAAGGGGAACGGGACCGAGAUCAACCGGAAGAACAGCAGCUCCAAGUCGGUUCAGACUGACGUGUGAUGAUAACAGAGAUUACUUUAUAAGACCUGUGUGCGCUACACAGUGAGGGCCCUGAAGCGUAAAGUUGGACUCGUGCGUCGAGAUCACUGCAGAAGGCGAAGCGCGCAUGAUACCUAGAACACACACACACACACACACACACACACACACACACACACACACACACACACACACACACACACACACACACACACACACACACACACACACACACACACACACACACACACACACACACUAUUCAGAAUGUUUUGCCAGGUGGAGCAUUUAAAUAAAAAGCAUCUAGGAAUUAGAUCAAUUAAUUAAUUGAUUAAUUAACAAUCACACGCUAGUCCGACUAGCCGCGUGUGGGGUCGAUACGUUAGUCUAAAGGUUUCAUACUAUGAGCCACAAAAGACCGGCUAAUGCAUUCGCACUUUAUGAGUUGUAUUUGUCAAAACGUGAACAAUGGGUUAGUUUUUGCUCAUAUGCAAUAAAAGUCAAAUUUGUUUGCACUAAAAAUAUAUAUAAAUAUUUUCUGGCAAACGUGGGUGAGAGGCUGCAGUUAAAUACAGAACCUCCAGACCCUCUGAAGGACGACAUUGGAGACACAUUCUAAACAUCUGACUGAAACCUAUUUCUGUUGUUCCAUCUGAGAAAGCACACGACAGCCAAACACACGCACUAGACUACAAGCACAGGGUGUGGGUCCGAGGGCCUGCAGGAGAGACCCGAGGGUCUGAUGUGGUCCAAAUCUAUAAUGAGAACAAUCCGAGUUUAGACUUCGUAUUCAUCAUUCUAAUCUAACCAGAGCUAUAUCCAAUCAGAUCAUUUUCCAACAUUCAUAAUAGGCCAGAAAAAGCUUAUGAAGAAUGGCUUGCAACGCCAGGUUUUAUGGCCUAUUCCUGCUUUGGCGCCAACAUCUCUACCCGGUAUGAUGACCCUUUACGCGGAGCCCGAUGGAGAGGUACGGCGACAUGACGUCGUGGAAACUCGUUGGUUUGAGAACUUCAUCCGUCGUCCGAUGGACCUCUGGCACAACGGUUCUUUUUUUUUUUUUUUUUU
Gadus morhua (Atlantic cod) is the source of this 4625-nucleotide messenger RNA. It is a transcript of the gene kcna4, whose product is annotated as potassium voltage-gated channel, shaker-related subfamily, member 4. Gene Ontology annotation, molecular function: delayed rectifier potassium channel activity; protein binding; potassium ion binding. Gene Ontology annotation, biological process: potassium ion transmembrane transport; protein homooligomerization; action potential. The record is from RefSeq and is a predicted model, not a curated record. Gene Ontology annotation, cellular component: membrane; voltage-gated potassium channel complex; axon. Lineage: Eukaryota; Metazoa; Chordata; Actinopteri; Gadiformes; Gadidae. The transcript has 2 exons. Bases 1554 to 3581 code for a protein of 675 amino acids.